Gekko japonicus is the source of this 3045-nucleotide messenger RNA. It is a transcript of the gene CERS2, whose product is annotated as ceramide synthase 2. Gene Ontology annotation, molecular function: sphingosine N-acyltransferase activity; DNA binding. The transcript is spliced from 11 exons. Gene Ontology annotation, biological process: ceramide biosynthetic process. NCBI's taxonomy places the organism in Eukaryota, Metazoa, Chordata, Lepidosauria, Squamata, Gekkonidae. Bases 52 to 1209 code for a protein of 385 amino acids. The record is from RefSeq and is a predicted model, not a curated record. Gene Ontology annotation, cellular component: membrane.
UCCGACGAGGGUUGCCGGCCCCGGCUUGGGAAAUACCUGGAGAUUUUGAGGAUGUUCCAGACGUUAUACAACUACUUCUGGUGGGACCGGCUCUGGUUGCCGGCGAACCUAACCUGGGCCGACCUCGAAAUCGAAGAUGGGCGGGUCCAUGCCAAGGCCUCGGACCUCUACAUCACCUUCCCGUUUGCUUUUGUCUUCCUCCUUCUCAGACAUCUAUUUGAAAUGUACGUGGCCACCCCACUAGCCGGUCUCCUCAACGUCAAGGACAAAGUACAACUAAAAGCCACGCCGAAUCCCGUGUUAGAGACCUUCUACUCCUCUUCUUCCAAGCACCCCAAACAGGUGGAUAUUGAGGCCCUUUCCAAGAAAUGCAGCUACACUGCGCGGCAGGUGGAGCGGUGGUUCCGCCGCCGGCGCAACCAGGACCGGCCCAGCACGCUCAAGAAGUUCCGAGAGGCCAGUUGGAGAUUCACAUUUUACCUUCUUGCUUUCAUUGCUGGCAUGUCUGUUAUUGCAGAUAAACCCUGGUUUUAUGACUUGGAGAGAGUUUGGGAUGGUUAUCCCAUUCAGACCCUCCUCCCUUCCCAGUACUGGUACUAUGUCAUCGAGCUGUCGUUCUACUGGUCUCUGCUUUUCAGCGUCGCCUCGGAUGUGAAGCGGAAGGAUUUCACGGAGCAGAUCAUCCACCACGUGGCCACCCUCAUUCUGAUUACCUUCUCCUGGUACACGAACUACAUCCGGGCAGGGACUCUGGUCAUGGCUUUGCACGAUGCCUCGGAUUACCUACUAGAGUCCGCGAAGAUGUUUAACUACGCCGGCUGGAAGAACACUUGCAACUAUCUUUUCAUCGUCUUUUCUGUGGUCUUCAUCAUUUCCCGGCUCAUCAUCUUUCCCUUCUGGAUCCUGCACUGUACGGUGAUCUACCCCUUGUAUAUGUACCCUCCCUUCUUCGGCUACUAUUUCUUCAACUCCAUGAUGAUCACCCUUCAAUGCCUGCACAUAUUUUGGGCGUACUACAUCCUGCGCAUGGCUCACAAAUUCAUAACUGGAAACGUAGUGAAAGAUGAACGCAGUGACCAUGAUGAAACCGAUAGCACGGAAGAGGAGGAGGAGGAGAAGGUGGGGGCCACGACAGGGCACAGCACAAAGAACGGUCCGCUUAGCAACGGGCACCCCCUCUUGAACAAUAACCACCGGAAAGCCGACUGAUCCCUUCACCUGCUCCGGCUGGCCCAUCGUUCUGCUGCAAUCUGAGAAUUUCGAGGCCAUACCGAAAACUUUUCCGCCAGGCGAACUUAAUUCCACCGAGAGCUGAAGGGGGCCCUCCCUUCUCCGAUGUCUGUGACCCCCCUUCCUCAAAUGUUGGUGGCCGUGGGGGGGGGGGAUCUCGUGUCGCACUGAGACAGGAAGGGGCUCGGACCCUCCCGCCGUCUUGCAAUUUCUUUAGGAGAGAUAAAGCCGCUCAGACAGGGGCGGCAACUGGAAAGUUGGGUUCUUCGGGGGGAGGGGGAGAUGGACGGCCUUUUUCUCUGGCCCUCGGUCCUUCACCAAACUGCCUUAAAGAUAAAAAACCUGGGGUAAAUGUGACCCCGAGACUGUUGCCUUUUUGUUUUUCCCUCUCCUUUCUCCUCAACGACAAAUUCGCUCAUGCUGACCCAAAAGCUAUGAGAAAGGAAACACUGUGCUAUAAGUAACACACACACACCCCCUUGCACACACCCAUUCUUUUUGAUUCUCUGUUCUCGUGACAACCCCUUAAAUGACACAACUCCCCCUCACAAGUCACCGAUCCUCACCGAUGCUUCCUUUUUUUUUUCUUUCUGUGCCAAAAGCUUUGGGUCAGGCGAGGGAGAAGAGUUUGGGAUGUACCUGUCAUUCUCUGUCGGGCUCGCUCCUUAGUCUGAAGGCUUCCCCCAUUCAGCUUUGGCUGACUUGGGGGAGGGUUAGGCAUGGGGUUUACACGAGAGUAGCACUCUUAUUCCCCACUUCCUGGCCCUAGAGCGGCAACUCAUUGCGCUUGAACUUACACAAGCGGUAUACACCGUCUCAGAUCUGCUAGUUUGUUGUUUUUUUUAAUGGGGGGAUGCGUGCGAGUUGGACCUUGCCCCCUUGUUCUAGUCUCAAAGCCUCUUAAAUCCUUGAAGGUGGAGAGGUCAUGCUAUAUAUAUAUAUUUCUCUGGGGAAAAUAAUUUUUUGUUUGCAAAAAAAAUAAAAAAUCCAGAAUAUUCUUUAGAUGUUCCGAAACUCAUUGGGAUAGAUAUUACUGAAUGCCCGAAAGGCCCUUUUUCUCCACCCUGCUCCCAAGUUCGGGCUUGAUGCCUUCUCAUGGAACAACUGUACGUAGGUAUCUAUUUUCCCAAUAAAUAAAUACAUUGGAGAACUAGAGCGGUACCUUCCCGCUGCCCGGUUUCAGGGGAGUCCAUGCAUCGGAGGUCACAUUUGAGGCUGUGAGAUAAUUUGCAGUGUCCCAUUUAGCAUGUACAACCGCGUGCCCCCCCCCACUGUAUGGAUGCACACCUUCUUAGCGGCCCUCCCGUACAAAACAUACACUACUACACACACAGACGAUCCACAUACACUUCUCUCAUUUUCAUCCCCUCCCAUUUUCGUUGCUGGGGGAAAAGAAUAAACCACGCACGGCCUCUUAGAGUUAAAACGGAUUCUGUGGUUCUGAUCCGUGGAUGGUUGCGCCUUCCCCUUCCUCAAUAGCUUUUUGCGGGGAGUGGGGGGGGUUCUGCCAUUACUCGGACAGGACUGCGGGCCCCACGCGAGUUUAGCCUCCUCUUCGUGCCUCGCUCGUCCGAGCUCCGAAGCGCAAUCCCCCCCCUUAAUUUAUUAGUUAGGACUUCCGCAAACCCAGAGAGGAAACCCAAACGGGGGCCCGGUAGGAGGACGGGCCCCUACCUGGCGGGAGCAGAUGGCGAAUGCAUGUUUUUCCCAACCUAGCCACCAAGGGCUUGUGUGCAGGGGGGUGGGGCGGUACACAAGGACCAGUAAACCUUAUCUUCAGACCAAAAUGUUUUUUUUUAAAGUUAAAAUAUAUUA